AUUCUAAAAACAUCCCAUCUAAGUAACCACCUUCCGGUUUCGGAGUCAAAGAGAAACAAGCAGCUUUGAAAACAUUCUCAGCAAGACUGAAAAAUGGAGGAAAUCUCGCAAUCAUCCGCGCCGCCACUUCAUUCCCUCAAACUGUCCCACAAGAUUACCGAAGUCGCCGCCGGAGAAGCUCACACUCUCGCUCUCACCGCGGAUGGAAGCGUUUAUUCUUGGGGAAGAGGAAUGUUUGGCCGGCUCGGCACUGGAUCGGAGCUCGACCAGAUGUUUCCUGUCAGAGUUGAGUUUGGCUCUACGGCUGUUAAGAUUGUGGCUAUUGCGGCUGGAGCUUAUCACAGUCUCGCGCUUGCAGAUGAUGGGUCUAUUUGGGGAUGGGGUUAUAAUUUAUAUGACCAACUUGGUGCAAAUGGAGAAAAUUUGCUAGCUCCUUGUUUACUAGAAGGAUUCAUCGGACUGGGUUCCCUCAAUGCCUCAAGAGAGGAACCAGAAAAGAAGAAAUUAAUGAUUUCUUCUGUUAAAGCCGGAGCAAUGAUGUCUCUAGCAAUUGACAGUCUAGGAGGUCUCUGGAUAUGGGGCAACUGCCCUCAGCCACAACAAGAAAAGCCAGUUGAUGUUAAAUUUUCUAUCGCAUGCACUCCUAAUCCAACACCUGUAUGGAGCUUUCAUCGGCACACUGUUGUUAAGGUGACAUGUGGAAAUGAGCAUAUUGUGGCAUUGGUUACCACAGGGGAAACGUACGAAGGGGAUAAUGAUCUUGUUUGCUAUUCUUGGGGCGGAAACAGUCAUGGUCAAUUAGGUUUGGGGGAUAAAGAAAGCCGGAUCUUUCCGGAAAUUGUCAAACCCUUUGAUUCCCAAUCCCCUUGGAUUGUUUAUGAGGUGGCGUGUGGGGCUUUCCACACAGCUUUACUAUCAAAGAAAACCCAAAAUGGUGUAUUGGAAAGUGUUUGCUGGACAUUUGGCCUAGGUGAAAAUGGGCAAUUAGGUCAUGGCACUAACCAAAGCCAUUUAUCCCCCGAACCCGUGAGAGAAUUGCCAAGAAGUGCAAAUCUCAUUUCGAUUGACUGCGGCUUGUUCCACACCAGUCUUAUCUCAUCAGCCGGAGAUGUUUGGUCAUGGGGAAUGGAAAAAGGCAUGGGUCUAUGCCCCAAUACAAGGUUCACCGGAGAUGAAACUGGCGAUGCAAUGUUGCCCGUGUUGAUCCAUUGUGAAAAUGGGCAUAAUAAGUUUGAAGAACCUGUCCAAGUUGUAUGUGGUGCAGCCCAUACGGUUCUCCUUUCAGAUUCUGGGUACAAGAUCUGGUCGUGGGGACGGGGACGGAGCGGGGUACUUGGAACUGGUCAAACAACUGAUACUUUCAUUCCAACUCCUGCAAUGUGGCCCCCGCCUCUAGAUGAAGAUAAGAAUCAAAAAAUUGAAAAAGAAAUGAAACCUACCAAGGACGUCAUUGAAAUGGAGAAAAAGCUACGUGCAGCCGAAAUGGAGAUAGGUCAGCUUCGAACGAAACUAUCUGUGAUGGGAAAGUACACUGGCAUCCUUCACAGCUCUAUAUUUGGGAAACCGUUUGAUGACAAACAAGAUAUCCCUGCCUCAGUGAAAAGUGGGGGUAUGUUCGAAAUAGCAAAGGAGUGGGAAAACAUGUUGGAGUGCUUGGAUCGUGGAAAACUAGUGAAGCUCGAGAUGUUUUACAGCAACAUGCUUGCCGGUGUUAAGGAUAACAUAUUGAAGAAACGGAUCAAGGAGAUCGUUGUCGAUUGCCUUGGCUCUUCCCGUUAAUGCAAUCAGGGAGUCCAUAGGUCUCUCCAAGAACAUACUUUGUAUAGUCAAAUGUUGUUUGACCAAUGUGAAUUAUCCAGUUUGUUGUGAUUUGUUUUCAUCAUUUAUCGCAAUUGCACGCCAGUGUAACUGAUCCCAUAGAUUUGGGAUUAAAAUGGCUCGUUUUGGCCUAACGUCCAAACAGUGUCUGGCCGUCUGGGAGGUGUUUUGUGCAGAACAGGUGGUGCCAUUUUGAAGAAAGAAAGAAAACCGUAUAACACCCCAAGAAAAAACAAUCUGACAGUUGGCACUAAUGUUCUCAGAGAGUUUCUCAAAAUGUGGUGGUGUGUAGUUGGAAAUUAAAAUAAUGUGUGUAGAAGAAGAUUAAAUGGUUAUUCAUGCCAGAAACUUGACAUUGCAACUUUAAAAAAACUAGGCAACGUAUACUAAGUUGAAGUGGUCAAUGUUUUAAUAUUUUCUAGCAUUCAACUCUCAAUUUGACAAUUUGUCCUCCACAUCAUCUUUGU
Cuscuta europaea is the source of this 2285-nucleotide messenger RNA. The record is from the annotation of a GenBank genome assembly. NCBI's taxonomy places the organism in Eukaryota, Viridiplantae, Streptophyta, Magnoliopsida, Solanales, Convolvulaceae.